Molecule: messenger RNA, 1398 nt
Organism: Metschnikowia bicuspidata var. bicuspidata NRRL YB-4993
Lineage: Eukaryota; Fungi; Ascomycota; Pichiomycetes; Serinales; Metschnikowiaceae
Product: kynureninase
Exons: 1
Coding region: 1-1398 (465 amino acids)
Biological process (GO): NAD+ biosynthetic process
Cellular component (GO): cytoplasm
Molecular function (GO): pyridoxal phosphate binding; kynureninase activity
Source: RefSeq, a predicted model, not a curated record
AUGGCGCAAACAAACCACCACCCCGAUACCAGCAAAGACGCUGCUUUGGACACGCAGUUCGGGUGCCACCGGCAUGAGUUUGUGGUGCCCACCUUCCUGUCGUUGGGCGUGAGCUCGCCCGCGUUCGGCGCCGCAGACCCGGCGAUCUACUUCUGCGGAAACUCGCUAGGACUCAUGCCGAAAAGCACGCGGCCGGCAAUCGAGGCCGAGUUGCAGGCGUGGGGGGAGCGUGCCGUGGAGGCACAUUUCAACCACCCGGACGGAAACAAGACCAUGUGGAUGGAUAUCGACUUGCCGCUCGUCGAUCUCCUAGCACCCAUCGUAGGGGCCAAGCCCACGGAAGUGGCGGCCAUGGGCUCGCUCACGGCCAACCUCAAUGCGCUUUUGGUGUCCUUCUACAAGCCCGGCGGCCGCCGCACGAAGAUCUUGAUGGAGAAAAACGCGUUUCCCUCCGAUUACUACGCGCUCUUGAACAUGGUCAAGAUGCACGGCCACGACGAGUCCCACUUGAUCCAGCUCGACGUGCCGGCCGGCGAAACGUACCUCCAGACCCAGCGUGUGUUGGACGCCAUCGAGCAGCACCAAGACGAGCUUGCACUCGUGCUUUUGCCCGGCAUCCAGUACUACACCGGCCAGUUCUUCGACAUCGGCACCAUCACCCAGUAUGCGCAGCAGAGAGGGGUGCCUGUGGGCUGGGACUUGGCGCACGCCGUUGGAAACGUGGUGCUUCGUUUGCACGAGUGGAACGUGGACUUUGCGGCGUGGUGCUCGUAUAAGUACCUCAACUCGGGCCCCGGGGCUAUCGGCGGCAUCUACGUGCACGAGCGGUACACGCAAAACAACUGCAGCGACAGCUUUGCGCCGCGCCUCGCCGGGUGGUGGGGCAACGACGCGGCGCAGCGGUUCCAGAUGUUGGAGCACUUCGACCCGAUCCAGUCCGCGCUCUCGUACCGCCAGCUGAACCCCAGCGUGAUUGACUGCGUGGCGUUGCAGAGCUCGCUCGAGAUUUUCAAAAAGGCGGGGGGCAUGGGCGAGCUCCGCAAGAAGAGCGAGGCGUUGACGGGCCACCUCGAGGCGUUGUUGGUGCGGAGCCGAUACUGUCUUUCUGCCGGGGCCCCCGGGGCUGCGUUUGGUUUCCGGAUCCUCACCCCGGCCAGCCCUGCGGAGAGGGGGUGCCAGCUCUCGUUGCUUUUCCAGCCGCACGCCGACGACCCGGCGCAGAACGUGAUGGAGCAGGUGCACCGGUACUUGCAUGAGCACGCCAUCAUCUGCGACGAGAGACGGCCCGACGUCCUCCGGCUUGCGCCGGUGCCUCUCUACAACACGUUCCGGGAGGUGUCGAUUGUUGUGGCCCGCUUGGAGGAGGCCUUGGGCCAGAUCGAAAAGCGCCGGGCUUGA